AUGCAGGUUUGUGGUACAUCUUCCUUCCCCCCCAAACCCUUACUGAUAAUUUCGCCCAGCUUACGCAGCUCAUGGAUCUGAAUUUCAGAUCUCAAAGGAAGUAAGUGUGCUUACACUAGAGACUGCCGUAAAAGCCAUCACCAACCUGUGUCUAAACCUUGAGUUCUGGACUCUUCAAACUGGUGGCAAGGCAUAUGGUGUGGAAUUCUAUGGUCAACCGGGCGUUCAAUGGGAUCUUCCUCUCAAAGAAACCUCCCCACGAAUUCCAGAGCCUUCUGCGUCAAAUAUUUUCUACUAUCCGCAGAUAGAUUUUCUGGCCUCGGAAAGUAAAGACAAGUCAUGGAAACAUUGUAAGAUCCGUCCCGAUCUAAUCAUGGGACAUACUCCACGACCCAAUGGCAUGGGUUUCUUACACGCCCUGGGAGUAUUCUUGUCUAUGUAUGCUUCUGUAGAGGGCAAAGGGACUGAAAUUGCAUUCCCUGGAAAUGAAAUGAGUUGGAAAGUGAAGCAAAGUGAUACCUCCCAAGACAUCCUUGCGAGAUUCCAUAUCUUUGCCAGUCUGAACCCCGAAAAGGUCGCUGGUAAAGCUGUCAACGUUGCUGAUGAGUAUUUGAAGACUUGGGAAAAGCUAUGGCCUGAUGUAUGUGCCUACUUCGGCUUGAAAGGUGUCGGACCCCAGGCUGAAGGAAACCUUAACGGUGUGGAAUGGGUGAUGGCAGAGAAAGAUAAUUGGGGCACUUGGGUUGAAAGCAAUGGUCUCGAGAAAGGCUUCGUGAAGAAUUCCAGCGGGAUGUUUUGGGUGCUGUGUUUGCGUGGGGGGUGUUUGAUAAAGAGUAUGAUCUUACGGCCUCGAGAGAAGUGGGUUUCAUGGAAAGUGCCCCUACGAUUGAGGGGUAUAUUACGGCUUUUGAGAGAACGAAGAAAGCUAAAGUUAUUCCUGCCUAG
Hymenoscyphus albidus is the source of this 945-nucleotide messenger RNA. The record is from the annotation of a GenBank genome assembly. NCBI's taxonomy places the organism in Eukaryota, Fungi, Ascomycota, Leotiomycetes, Helotiales, Helotiaceae.